AAACGCCCGGUGCGCACGGAACUCCUACAUAACAUCGACCCCAUAUGGAAUAUGUCGGCCAUUCGGUACUACGACUACAAACUGGUUAAGAGCACCGGACCCGUCAACUCGUCGGGUAUAGCAUGGCGUGACUCAUAUGAUUACGUGGACUCCACGGACAUCCGACUGACUCCCGAGGGCUACAAAUCACUGCAAACCGCAGACCGCAUGCAUAGCUCCGUGUAUAAGGUUUUGUCGCAAAUGAAUCGACGACCCGAUUAUAGGGUACUACAGUUAUGUCUGUUUGACAUACGGGACGAUCCGUGCGAACUGAGGGAUAUCCUACCGGAAACUGACCCCCACUUUAUACGAUUCCUAUGGAAUAAGUUGCUCGCUUAUAAUGCUACGUCGGUGCCACCGCUUACCCUGGUACCGAAAGACCCAAAUAGUGAUCCCAGACUUUAUAACAAUACCCUAACUAAUUGGCAACUCAGGGCCCUUUUCAUACCCAUGAACGGUGUCGGACAUGUAUACGCUUGCGUAGGCGUAGCGGAGGUACUCAUCCAAGCGGGAUAUACCGUCUCAUUCGCCGUCAACGAGCAAUGGAGGGGUCGGCUCACAAAACCCUGCUACACCUAG
Molecule: messenger RNA, 618 nt
Organism: Oppiella nova
Lineage: Eukaryota; Metazoa; Arthropoda; Arachnida; Sarcoptiformes; Oppiidae
Source: the annotation of a GenBank genome assembly